Messenger RNA from Exophiala spinifera, 966 nucleotides. RefSeq lists its product as uncharacterized. Gene Ontology annotation, molecular function: oxidoreductase activity, acting on the CH-OH group of donors, NAD or NADP as acceptor. The transcript is spliced from 2 exons. Bases 1 to 966 code for a protein of 321 amino acids. The record is from RefSeq and is a predicted model, not a curated record. NCBI's taxonomy places the organism in Eukaryota, Fungi, Ascomycota, Eurotiomycetes, Chaetothyriales, Herpotrichiellaceae.
AUGGCUGCGAGAAUUCCUGCGAGGCGGACGUUCUCGUCUACGAAUAUGCCAAAAGACGUCGUCUACAGACCACACGAGGGCAAGAUUGGUAUUGUCACAGGAGGCUCGAGAGGUAUCGGAGCCGCUGUAGCUCGCAAUUUGGCUGCCAAAGGAUGCUCGUUGCUUCUCGUUUACACCUCAGACUCAUCCACCGAACCUACCAAGGCCUUAUGUGAAGAGCUCAGCAACGAGUAUGGCAUUGUCUGCACCUCGGUCCAGGCAGAUCUGUCAGAACCCAGUCGAGCAGCUCCUCAUAUUGUGUCAACCGCGAAAAACAACUUCUCUCAUCCUCGUACUGGAGCCUUCCAGAUCGACAUUAUUAUCAACAACGCGGGAAUCGCCGGGAACAAACUGUUGAACGACCCAGAGUUGGGGCCAAUUGAAGAGACGCAAUUCCACAAGCAGUACAAUGUGAAUGUCCUUGCUCCUCUGCUGCUCGUCCAAGCGUGUCAGCCAUAUCUGCCCAAGGAUCGCUCGGGUCGCAUUGUGAAUGUCUCGAGUGUGUCUGCUUCUCUCGGGUGUGAGUCACAGUCGAUUUAUGCAGGAACAAAGGCGGCGCUUGAAGCAAUGACGAGAGUAUGGGCUCGUGAGUUGGCGGAAAAUUGUACUGUCAACGCCAUUAACCCAGGACCGGUUUGGGGGGACAUGUACAGCCAAGCAGGGGAGAAGUUCUGGAAGAUCAAUCAGCAGUAUGUGGACCAAGCUCCUUUGAUGAACUACAAGGGUGGCGAUGCUGCUAUUCAGAGCCGUGCAGGUGGAAAUCCCGAGGAGUAUGACAAUAUUGUUCUGAAAGGGAUGGGUGGGAAGAGACCAGCAUUCACCGAUGAAAUCGCAGGCGUGAUUGGGAUGCUUUGUUCGGAGGAAAGUGGUUGGACCACUGGUAGUGUCAUUUGUGCAAACGGGGGAAUGAAGAUGUCGAUAGCUUGA